ACGCGUCAUGUGACGUCUGUGUCAUCGUUGACUGAGAAUCAGCUGAUCCUUCCAUUCUAUUUCUCUGGCGCUGUCACGACUUAUCUCUUUCAUGUUAUGUUCUGUAUGUCUUUAAAUCUUUAGGUUGUUUUAAACACUUUUUAAACUCCUAAAGACCUUCUUCCUGUCGCCGCGACACGAUCCUUUUUCCUCGGUGAAGCUUAAAUUGGCUUAAAGCAGCAGUCAUGGCGCUGAGCGAUGCCGACGUCCAGAAGCAGAUCAAGCACAUGAUGGCUUUCAUUGAGCAGGAGGCCAAUGAAAAAGCAGAAGAAAUUGAUGCAAAGGCAGAAGAAGAGUUCAACAUUGAGAAGGGUCGGUUGGUUCAGACCCAGCGUCUGAAGAUCAUGGAGUAUUAUGAGAAGAAGGAAAAACAGAUUGAACAGCAGAAGAAAAUUCAAAUGUCCAAUCUAAUGAACCAAGCCAGAUUGAAGGUCCUGAAGGCCCGAGAUGAUAUGAUCUCGGAUUUGCUAAAUGAUGCACGUCAGCGCCUAGCAAAUGUAGCCAGAGAUCCUUCCAGAUACACAGCCUUGUUAGAUGGGCUCAUUCUGCAGGGAUUUUACCAACUCCUAGAACCCAAGGUGACCAUCCGUUGUCGCAAGCAGGACAUGGGUAUAGUGCAGGCGGCCAUACAGAAAAACAUCCCAAUCUACAAAGCAUCAGUGAAGGACAAGCUGGAAGUGCGCAUUGACCAGGACAACUUCCUCUCUCCUGAAAUAUCUGGUGGUAUUGAGUUGUACAAUGCUGAUGGGAAGAUAAAAGUGUCCAACACGCUGGAGAGCAGGCUGAACCUUCUGGCACAACAGAUGAUGCCCGAAAUCCGAGUUGUCCUAUUUGGAGCGAACCAGAACCGCAAGUUUCUGGACUGAUUCUCAUUCACAAAAGAACAAAGCUUUUAGAACCACGGCAGAUUGCCAUAUUUUGAUGUUGUGCUUUUUAUUUUAUUCUAAUGUUAAAUACUCCAUUCCUGUGUCUGUCUGUAUUUAAGAAAAUAUCAUGUGUGUGUGCGUAUCUGUAUGUGGUGAUUCAGUAUUGCUGUUAAAAGGACCAAGUAAAUGUUUUGACUGACUGCUGGAAAUUUGGUCCUUCAAAUCUCAUUGACUGCAGCUGUAAUUCAACAGUUAUGUUUACAGAAGAGCUUACGUGAGCACAGUCUUAUACUGAUGUAAAAAUCCAUUGUUUCUUCUUUCAGUUGAAUUUUGUUUUGUUUACCCUAUCUGUGUUGCGAAGCAUGACCUGUAUAUCAGAAGCAGAUGUGUCUGUCAACACAACAAAGAUUAUAUUGAUGUGAAAACGUAUAAACAUUAUCAAUCUGA
Molecule: messenger RNA, 1352 nt
Organism: Misgurnus anguillicaudatus (oriental weatherfish)
Lineage: Eukaryota; Metazoa; Chordata; Actinopteri; Cypriniformes; Cobitidae
Gene: atp6v1e1b
Product: ATPase H+ transporting V1 subunit E1b
Biological process (GO): proton transmembrane transport
Cellular component (GO): proton-transporting two-sector ATPase complex, catalytic domain
Molecular function (GO): proton-transporting ATPase activity, rotational mechanism
Source: RefSeq, a predicted model, not a curated record